CCAUAUAUGGCCUCCAAAUAUCUACACUUCCUGCGAGAGAGUUAAAGAAAGCCCGUUUGACGGCGGAAGUUGAAGUGUUAUCACAAGCAAAAGAUAAUAAUGGCUUGCACAAAGAAAGAGACGCCGAAAAUUGAUAAAGGUUUAAUCCAGUCUGCAAUCGGGAAAACAAACGAAAUACAAUUGGUACAAGAAAUUAAACUCGAGUUGAGAUCUGACAAAAUCGAUUUGAGACUCCUGGUUCUGUCAAGUUUUAGAUUUUAUAUUCUACAUGCGAAUAAAUCUCCAUACAAGGUCGAUCACAGUGUGCAUAUUCUUGAUAUUAAUGGAAUUGAAAGCAAAAAACCUGACCAGAUUGUGAUCAAAUAUGGAGAAAAAUCAAUCAAGUUUUGCCUUGUUAAACCACAAUCUACACAUAUCACCAUUGGUCACAUAGUUGCCAACUUGAAGUUAAAUUUUCCCGGAGCAAACCUCGGGGAUACAAUCAAGAAAGAAAUUGAGCCAAGUGAUAAACUAGAAAGUGUCAAUAAUAUGGUUGAGAAAAUAACAAGUUCAGAAAGCUUAGCAGAAACAGGACCCUGUGGUGGUUUUUCACGUUCAUAUGCAUGUAUUUGUGAUCACUUGGCCGUGCCUUUUAUUGAAGAGGUUGCUUGGGAUGUUGACACGAUUUAUCUAUCCAAUGACACAAAAGAAUUUAAUGUUCAAGAUUUUGAUCAUUGGGAGCAGAGAGAUUUGAUACCAAUCAUUGCUACUUUGGAAUACAAUGCAUGGUUUACAAAAUUUGUUUGUGUCUCAUGCAAACUGUCAACAGAAAUAUUGGAGGCUAUAGCGAAGGUGGUUAAGCGCUCAACAACACUUGUGGAACUGAGAUUGGAUAGCAUUGGUCUCGGACGUGAAUUUUGUCAAAAACUUACAACUGCUUUAACAUCCAAUCCAAAAUCUGCUCUUGAAAGAAUUGAUCUUUCUUCCAAUCCUUCAGUAGAAGAUCGAGGCAUCACACACUUGGUUGGUGGUAUUUCAAAGUUGUCCCACGGGUUAGACAGUCUGAAUCUCCAUGAUACUGGCCUCACAAACAAAGGUAUAAUAUCAGUUGGACAAAUGCUUAAAAGCAAUAAAUUCAUGUCGACUUCGUUAACAAGCCUUAAUCUAUCAAAUAAUCAAAUCAAGGCGGAAGGUGUUACGGUUUUAUGCGAGUUUCUUGCUCAGUGCAACGAUCUAACGCAUCUUGAUCUGAGUUCAACGGAAUGUUAUAUUGAAAGUAUCUUCGGCGCUCUCAUUAGAGGUUGCUGUCAAAAUCUGACUCAUCUUAACUUUUCUGGAAAUCAUUUUACUAAUCGACGGAGCAAAGAUGGCAACUUAUCUUCCAGUUUUCAGCAAUUUUUUAGUGCAACAGCUGCGUUGAAAGAAGUCAAGUUAUCUAAAUGCAGUUUACCUGCUGAGGCCGUGAAGGCGAUGUUUCUCGGCUUGAUGGAAAAUAGCGUUGUCACAGACGUUACAGUUGAUAUUAGUAAAAACGAGUUGAAGACAGCGGGUUUACGAGAAAUGAAAGGUCCAUUAAGGGAAAUUAAAAAUUUGUAUUCCUUGGAUCUCACUGAUAAUGGUUUUGAUGCAGAUCUCUUACCACUUUGUGAGAGUUUAAGUGAAAACAAGCGUUUGAAAAGGCUUUAUCUAGGAAUGAAUUGCCAUAAAUCGAGGAGUCAAGUCAUGGAAGCUUUGACAUAUCUUGUAGAAAAUUCUGCCAUCGAGUUUCUAAGCCUGAGCGAGUCUAAGUUGAAGCAUGAUAUUGCGUACCUAUUUAAUAGCCUGGGAACUAAUGAAUAUUUGAUUGAACUUGACAUUACUGGCAAUAUGAUGGGUGAUGAAGGCGCCAGAGUUCUGGCAAAGGCUUUACAAAUUAACAGCAAAUUAAGAACUAUUCACCUGGAUCGAAAUGGCAUCACACAAAAUGGUUUUCGUGACAUCGCUAUGGCAUUAGAGAAUAACCUCACGUUACAAUUCAUGCCAACACCGGUGAAUGAUGUAUCACUUUGUCUCAAACCAGCCACGGAAAAAGCUCUAAAACAAAUUGAGAAAUGUCUCUCUCGAAACUAUUCCCCAAGUCACGCUGUUACAGAGCAAGCUUACAGAUUGCAACAAGGAUUGAUGAUGACGUCAACCCAGCAACAGAUGAUCGAUAAAUUGAUUGUUCAACUGCAAGAUACACUGAAAGCGUUAGGUGCUUCUGCUGCUAAUGAAACAGUUAAAUUAGAAACCCGUAAUGCUCGCAGGCUCAUCAAUGAUGCCGAUAAACUCAAGCAGUUGCUCCUGAAACUUCACAUGUCAGGAAGCUCUAGUGACUUAAAGGAACGAGUUGCAUCUUUGUCGUCGGACAUUCAUAAUGCGAUACAGAAACAAUUGAAAGAAAAUGUUGAGAAAAUAUUGAAUUGUGCCGAGGAGAGUUGUCCUCUUGUAACCAAACAGACGGAUGUUAAAGAAAACCUAAAAUCAUCAAUCGAAGGAAAGGCAAAUAUCAACAAAGCAUUUGUUGACUCUGUGUUUUUGCAGCAACUUGCACCGAUUAUACUAAAUGAAGUGAGCGAAAAAAGCCUUAGUAUGUCUAUAGUAAUGGUAGAUACACUUAUGGAUCACGCUAUCCAACAACUUGAGGAACAGCAAGUUAAAUUGAAUUUGUUGCUUGAGCAACAGGAUCAAGUAUCGAAGGAAAAAUUGACUGUGAACGAAGAUGAUCAUGUCAGUGAGGCUGCACAGAAAGCCAAGAACAGAUUAAGUACAGUUAACAAUCGAAUAGGUUUACGCGUUCCUGAAGAUAACAAUGACAUGUCGGCUGGUUCCGUUCAUUCUCGACGUCGGCCGACCAUUAAUCGUAGACAUGUGACCUCGGAUGAAUUGUCCCACAUUGCAAAGGAUCAUACUGAUGACGCAAGUCAAAAAGAGGAUGACGUGUUUCCUGUUGGUGAUAUUGAUAUAUUGAUUCCUGCCAAUGAAAAUACCCAAGAACUCGUUCACGUGACAAAGAACCGAGCACGACCGGCAAGAGGUCGAAGGCCUCCGACAAGAGCGUCUGCUGCUCAAAAUAACUCGGUUGUAGGUCCUGAAAUUGUAUCUGCUAACGUUGACGAAGGGGUAGACACGUUCUUUAAAGAGCCCGCGAUCAGACCAGUCUCAGCUGUUUUGCCGAGCAAGAAAACAGUACCUGAACCCAUGCCGCCAAAAAGUUCAACUUUAAAAUCACCGAAAGAAAAGAAGAAGAUGGAGACUACAAAGGAGGAGAUUGAAGAUGUAAACAAAGACCAAGAUAAAAAGAAAUCUACAUUUUCGUUGAGCUCUAUAUUCAAGAAAAAGAAAGAUGAAAACAAACCCAAAACUUCACGUAAAGAGUCGAAGAAAGAGAUUCGAAAAAGUGUGGAGGAUUUGACCGAACCAAGUCGUUCUCCUCCCGAGAAGAAACCAGUCAAAAAACCACCACAAAGACCACAGAAGCCAUCAAAACCUGCUGGGACUGAGAAGCACACGAAAGUGGACGAACAAUCAGAAUCUGAAAAGCAUGGUGAAGGUAAAAAAGAGGCCGAAAUCGAAGCAAAAACUGAAGUAUCCACUGCUCACGACAAAAAUGACGGCGAUGAAUCUAAACUCGAUGAAAAAGAAGAUAAAUCAACCGAGGAUAUGGUUGAGAAAGCAAAUGUUCAACCAAAGGGACCACCAAGGUAUGGAGUUGGAUUACCAAUGGGAGGAGUUGAUCUUAUAGCUGAAAUGAAGGAAAAACGUGCCAAUAGUAUUGGCAAAGGAAAGACGUCACCGGAAGAGGGGCAAAGAAGAGCAACGGUCGGUGCUGGUCAGCGGCCUAAUGUACCGGCGCGACCUUCAACAAAACCAAAACAUUUAGUUACGGUCAAGUCGGAUUCGUCUGCUGGAGCAAAGGUGAAUGGAAAACCACUACCUCAACCAAAGACUAAAGAAGAUAGCUCGGAUACGACAGGUCGAAUGAAACCUCCCAUAAAAGGAAAGCCAUCAGUUACGAAAAAACCAGCUUUACCAAGGCGGCCACCGAGUAUUUCCAGGAACCGUCCUAAUUCGCAAAAAGACGGUGCUAAAAAACAAGAAAGUUUGGAGAUAGAAAAACACGAAGAGAAGAUUGUGGAAGAAACAUCUAAGAUAUCUGAUUCUAAGAAAGAAGUUGAAAAGAAAGAAGAAUCAACUGAAAUACCGAAGAUUGACGCGGAGGAAGAGAAAGAGUCGAAAGAAACAAGAAAAGAGGAGAAAAUACAGUCCGAUGUACCUGAAGAAACAUCACAUAAAGGUGAAGAUGAAAAACCUAUGGUAGAGGAUGAUGGCCAGUCUGAUCAAAUUUCUGUUGAAUCACAAAACAAAUCGUCAGAGGAGACAAGUAUAAAAUCUUGUUUAGAAGAACUGGACCAGAAACUCUCUGAGGAUGCACAAGAAAACUCCAAUGAUUCCGGAAAAGAAGUCGCUGAAGAGUCGAAGAAUAUAGCAGAUGUUGCUGGGAAAGAUACAACUGACGGUACUGGAAAUGAAACAAUGCCUGAAGGUGGCAAAGAUCUGGAAUCGUCUGUUACGAAUAUUUCAAAGUCCGACUUGCAAAAUGAGCUGUGUGAGAGCGCUGGUGAAAAUGAAGAUAGUGAAAUCGAGGGAGAUAAAUUGAAGGACCGUAACGAUAAUGUAUCUGCUGGUAAAGAUAAUGCGACCGAAACUGAUACGACAGCCGUUGAUGAUGACGUAAUAAAAAGUCCCGUAGAUGAAGAAUUGUUGGAAGAUGCAGCUAGAGAUACCUCAUUGUAAACAAAUGUAGGAAAUGACUGUUUUAUGUACGUAUAGAUAGAAUUUGCCAGAAAUUUGGUGAUGUUAUGGUAAAAGGGUAGAUUUUACUACCUACUUACAUUGUUUUGUUUAUGUUUCUUCUAGACAAAAAUGUAGGAAAUUGUGUACUUAUUUAUAAAAUUGUUUUUUGUGUAUUUUAACUAUUUUUGUGCAAUUUAGAUUAUCAAUUUAUGAAUAUAUUUUUCGAGAGCUGAA
This is a messenger RNA of Xenia sp. Carnegie-2017, 5028 nucleotides long. RefSeq names its product F-actin-uncapping protein LRRC16A-like. The coding region runs from base 100 to 4794 and encodes 1564 amino acids. The record is from RefSeq and is a predicted model, not a curated record. Gene Ontology annotation, biological process: cell migration; regulation of Arp2/3 complex-mediated actin nucleation. The transcript is spliced from 42 exons. Gene Ontology annotation, cellular component: plasma membrane; lamellipodium. Gene Ontology annotation, molecular function: protein binding. Lineage: Eukaryota; Metazoa; Cnidaria; Anthozoa; Malacalcyonacea; Xeniidae.